AGUUGCUGAGCCUACUUGAUUGGUCCCCUGUUCUGUGCUCUCCGUCCUGAGGCUGAAUGCUGUUUAGGGUGCUCAGGCAAGCUCCGAAGUUGCGACAUGGAUGCAUUGACCUAUGAUGAUGUGUAUGUGAACUUCACUCGAGAAGAAUGGGCUUUGCUGAAUCCUUCACAGAAGAGUCUCUACAAAGAUGUGAUGUUGGAGAACUACACAAACCUCAUUGCUGUAGGCAACAAUUGGGAAGACAGUAAUAUUGAAGAACAUUGUGAAAGCUCCAGAAGACAUGGAAGGCAUGAAAGAAGUCUUACUGGAGAGAAACCCUCUGAAAAUACUCAGUGUGGUAAAGCCUUUGCAUGUCACAGUUAUCUUCAAAGGUAUGAAAGAAUUCAUACUGGAGAGAAACCCUAUGAAGGUAUUCAGUAUGGUGAAGCCUUUGUACAUCACAGUAGUCUCCAAAUGAAUAAAAAAAUCCCUACCGGAAAGAAACCCUACAAAUGCAAUCAAUGUGGUAAAGCCUUUACAGGACACAGUCAUCUCCAAAUGCAUAAAAUAAGACAUUCUGGAGAGACACCUUACAAAUGUGAUCAAUGUGGUAAAGCCUUUAAAUGUCAGAAUAACCUUAAAAGACAUGAAAGAAUUCAUACUGGAGAGAAACCUUACAAAUGUGAUCAAUGUGGUAAAGCCUUUAAAUGUCAGAAUAAUCUUAAAAGACAUGAAAGAAUUCAUACUGGAGAGAAACCUUACAAGUGUAAUGAAUGCGGUAAAGCCUUUGUACGCAAUGCUAGUCUCCAAGAACAUAAUGCCACACAUACUGGGGUAAAACCUUAUAAAUGUAAUCAAUGUGGCAAAGCCUUUGCCUCUCACAGUCAACUUCAAAAACAUGAAAGAAUUCAUACUGAAGAGAAACCUUACAAAUGUAAGCAAUGUGGUAAAGCCUUUGCCUUUCAUAGUUAUCUCCAAGUGCAUAAAAGAACACAUACUGGAGAGAAACCCUAUGAAUGUGAUCAAUGUGACAAAGCCUUUGCAAAUCAAAGAUCUUUCCAAGUACAUAAAAGAAUACAUACUGGAGAGAAACCUUACAAAUGUGAUCAAUGUGGUAAAGCCUUUGCAUAUCAUAAAUGUCUCCAACAACAUAAUAGAACACAUACUGGAGAGAAGCCCUAUGAAUGUAAUCAAUGUGGCAAAACCUUUGCACACCAUAGUAAUCUUCAAUUGCAUAAAAGAAGACAUACUGGAGAGAAACCCUAUGAAUGUAAGCAAUGUAGUAAAUCCUUUGCCUCUCAUGGUCAACUUCAAAAACAUGAAAGAAUUCAUACUGGAGAGAAACCUUACAAGUGUAAUGAAUGCGGUAAAGCCUUUGUACGCAAUGCUAGUCUCCAAGAACAUAAGGCAACACAUAGUGGGGUAAAACCUUACGAAUGUAAUCAAUGUGGCAAAGCCUUUGCCUCUCAUGGUCAACUUCAAAAACAUGAAAGAAUUCAUACUGGAGAGAAACCUUACAAGUGUAAUGAAUGUGGUAAAGCCUUUGCCUUUCAUAGUUAUCUCCAAGUACAUCAAAGAACACAUACUGGAGAGAAGCCAUAUGAAUGUGAUCAAUGUGGCAAAGCCUUUGCAUAUCAAAGUUCUUUCCAAGAACAUAAAAGAAUUCAUACUGGAGAGAAACCUUACAAAUGUGAUCAAUGUGGUAAAGCCUUUGCAUAUCAUAAAUGUCUCCAACUACAUAAUAGAACACAUACUGGAGAGAAGCCCUAUGAAUGUAAUCAGUGUGGCAAAACCUUUGCACACCAUAGUGAUCUUCAAUUGCAUAAAAGAAGACAUACUGGAGAGAAACCCUAUGAAUGUAAGCAAUGUAGUAAAUCCUUUGCCUCUCGUGCUAAACUUCGAAAACAUGACAGAAUUCAUACCGGAGAGAAACCUUACAAAUGUGAUCAAUGUGGUAAAGCCUUUGCAUAUCAUAGUUAUCUCCAAGUACAUAAAAGAAUACAUACUGGAGAGAAGCCCUAUGAAUGUAAUCAGUGUGGUAAAGCCUUUACAUAUCGUAGUUAUCUCCAAGUACAUAAAAGAACGCAUAUUGAGCUUGGCAGUGUUGGUGCAUGUCUUUAAUCCCAGCACUUGGGAGGCAGAAGCAGGCAGAUUUCUGAGUUCGAGGCCAGCCUGGUCUACAGAGUGAAUUCUAGGACAGCCAGGGUUAUACAGAGAAACACUGUCUCAAGAAACAAAAAAUCAAAAACCAAACCAAACCAAACCAACCAACCAAACAAACAAAAAAAAAAACCCACAUACUGGAGAGAAGCCCUAUGAAUGUAAUCAAUGUUGUUAACGCUUUGUACAACACAGUCAUCUCACGAUGCAUAAAUUAACAUACUGGAGAGAAAUCUUACAAAUAUAACCAGUGUGGUAAAGCCUUUGCAUAUUAAAGUUCUUUCCAAGUACAUAAAAGAAUACAUACUGAAGAGAAUCCCUUUGAAUAUAAGCAAUGUAGUAAAUUCUUUGCCUUUCAUGGUCAACUUCAAACACAUGAAAAAUUUCAUAAUGGAGAGAAACCUUACAAAUGGAAUGAAUGUGUUAAAGCCUUUAUAUACCAUUGUAAUCUUCGAAUGCAUAAAAGAAUAUAUACUGAAGAGAAACCUUAUGAAGAUAAGCGAUGUAGUAAAUUCUUUGUCCCUCAUAGUCAACUUCGAUAACAUGAAAGAAUUCAUGCUGGAGAGAAACCUUAUAAAUGUAGACAAUAUGGUAAAGCCUAUUUACAAUUGAGUCACCUCCGAUUACAUAAAAGAACAUAUAUUAAACAAUAACCCUAUGAAGAUAGCCAAUGUGGUAAAGCCUUUACAGUGAUCUUAAAAGGUGUGGUGAUUUAAAUAUACAUGGCCCAUGGCAAGUGGCAGUAUUACUUGAGUAAUACUGGAGUAGAUGUGGCAUUUGAGAAAGUCUGUCACUGUGGGGGUAGACUCGGAGAUCCUAUGCUUAAGCUCUACCCAGGGCAGAAGAGUCUUCUGGCUGCCUUCUGAUCAAGAUGUAGAAUUCUUGUUUCCUCCUGUACCAUGUCUGCUUGGACACUGCCAUUGUUUCUGCUUUGAUGAUAAUAGACUGAACCUCUGAAUCUGUAUACUACCCCCAAUUAAAUGUCCUUUUAAAGAGU
Mus musculus (house mouse) is the source of this 3136-nucleotide messenger RNA. RefSeq names its product zinc finger protein 1007. NCBI's taxonomy places the organism in Eukaryota, Metazoa, Chordata, Mammalia, Rodentia, Muridae. Gene Ontology annotation, cellular component: nucleus. Gene Ontology annotation, biological process: regulation of DNA-templated transcription; negative regulation of transcription by RNA polymerase II. The coding region runs from base 97 to 2100 and encodes 667 amino acids. The transcript has 4 exons. The record is from RefSeq and is marked validated.